Molecule: messenger RNA, 1169 nt
Organism: Closterium sp. NIES-67
Lineage: Eukaryota; Viridiplantae; Streptophyta; Zygnematophyceae; Desmidiales; Closteriaceae
Source: the annotation of a GenBank genome assembly
CUUGCCUGCUUGCCUUCCCUGCGUGCACUCGCAAGAUUCACCACAGUACAGUAGAGCACAGUAGAGCACAGUAGAGUACAGUAGAGUAUUAGCAAGUCGUCGCGUCUCGUUCCUGCCCUCACGGCGCUCAAGCAGCGCGCAGCAAGAUCUCUUUAUUUCCGCGCUCGCUCUUCGCCCAGCUGUUGUCGCACGGGGCUGCGGCAGUCGUGGUGCGGCAGCCGGCAUCCGACCUCGCGAUCGACUGCAGGACCGGUGGAUCCAUCCUCCAGUUUACCCCGUCGCGUCGAUCAGCGCCGUCGCACUCGCUGUCGUUUCCGCGCCACAAGCUGUGGUGGCUGCAGGGAUGGGUGGCGCGCUGUGACCGCGCUGCGGUGCAAUGCACAUAUCAAAGAGGCGUCCCAGUGCAGUGCAGUGAACUAUUCGGAUUGCCAGGGCGGCCGGUGAGCCGUGCCGUUGUGAAGAGGCUGACGUGCAGCUGCCCAUCCUACCCCUAGACCGGUGGUGUUCAGGUGCUUGGGCAGCCGCUCACAGAGCCCCCCGCGGUUGGAGAGGCCCGAAAGAAGAGGAAGGGUGUCCGUCAGCGGCGGCAGCUCAGUGGGUGGAAGCAUCGCCAGCGUGGCGUCGUCACUCAUCCGGCUACUGAUGGAUCCCGGUGGGCGGCCGGCAGAGGUGGAUGUGGAGGCGGAGAAGGCGGCGCUGCAUGCGGCGGUGCCGCCCACGCUGUCCCCGGAGGAGGACGUGGAGCAGCCGCGGCGCAUGCAGCUCUUCAUGGCCGACCUCAUGGCGCACCUCUUCUGCUGCGGCAGCCUCUCCCGCCCCCACUCCGAUAUCCCCAGCCCCCCUCCCGAGCCCACGGACCCCUCGCCCCCCCGCACAACCUAUGUGCCCAUAGACCGCUCCAUGCCGCCCAUAGUGUCGGGGGAGGUGCUCAACAUGCCCGCCUCACGUCUCUUCCCUGGCAGCCGACCCUCUCAAGAGGACUAAUACUUUGUGGGCAGAAGAUUACUUGCAGAAGUUUAAUCCAGAUUAUUGCUACUCAUUAAUGGCUCCUAUUCUCAGAAUAACGCAAUGACUAGAAUGAGGCAUACAAACAGGUUUUGUGCUAUGGUGCUGUACUCUCUCUGAGCAUGCACAUAUCUAGCCUAAAACAAUAUAUGUGCCCUGUUAGG